UUGUCUCUCACCUUCUCUUAGCUUCUUCCACAAAGGUACUAGUAAUAAUAAUCAAGAAAAAUCACAAUGGGAGAUUCCAGAGAGGAUCAAGAAGACAGAGCUAUGAUGGAAACCGGAGUCUCGAGCUUCUCGGAGCUUCUUAUGUUGUCGGGCGGCGUUCUCAGCUCCUCCGACCACCACCUGAACGAUAUUGGCGCCGAUGGUGGAGAAGACAGCUUUGGUUUUGUAUUCUCCGGUUCAACUGGAUCAAGAAUGCUCUGUUUCAGUGGAGACUGCCAAAACGACGACGAAUCGCUCUUCCUACAACCUUCUCUUCUCUCCGGAGUCUCGGUUUCUGACCCUUCAUGCACUACUAACAUUUGCAAGAACUCAAACGACGCGUGUGCGGACAAUAAAUCUACCAAAUCAUCAACCAAGAAGAGAAUCGGGUCGGUCAAUAGGCAAACUAUGGAUCAUAACCGAAAACCUAGCAAAAAAUGCAAGCAAAAUCAGGAGAAAUCAUCAGUUGGAACUGCAAAGGUAAGGAAAGAAAGGUUAGGGGAAAGAAUUGCAGCCUUGCAGCAAUUGGUUUCUCCAUACGGAAAGACAGAUGCAGCUUCUGUGCUGCAUGAAGCGAUGGGUUACAUCAAAUUCUUACAAGACCAGAUUCAAGUCCUCUGCUCUCCUUACCUGAUCAACUAUUCUCUUGACGGUGGUGUUGUUACCGGAGAUGUUAGGGCGGGGAAGAAAGUGAGAGACUUGAGAAGCAGAGGAUUGUGUCUAGUACCUGUCUCAUCCACCGUACUCUUGGAAAGUUCCAACGGCGCUGAUUUCUGGUCACCUGCUACUAUGGGCCACACUACGUCAUCCUCUCACUGAAUCAAGGAUAUUAAAUUACUAUCCUAGGCAGUUUUUUUUCUAGUCACCGGUGAUAUAGCCUUUUUUCUUUGCUGAAGAACUACUAAAAAUGUCUUUUACGAAAAUUCACCCAUUUUUUGUUUGUUUUUGAGGAUCAUUUGGGUGGAUAU
Brassica oleracea var. oleracea is the source of this 1007-nucleotide messenger RNA. Its product is annotated as transcription factor bHLH113-like. Gene Ontology annotation, biological process: regulation of transcription by RNA polymerase II. Gene Ontology annotation, molecular function: protein dimerization activity; DNA-binding transcription factor activity, RNA polymerase II-specific; RNA polymerase II cis-regulatory region sequence-specific DNA binding. The record is from RefSeq and is a predicted model, not a curated record. The coding region runs from base 67 to 858 and encodes 263 amino acids. NCBI's taxonomy places the organism in Eukaryota, Viridiplantae, Streptophyta, Magnoliopsida, Brassicales, Brassicaceae. The transcript has 5 exons. Gene Ontology annotation, cellular component: nucleus.